This is a messenger RNA of Hypoxylon fragiforme, 2080 nucleotides long. RefSeq names its product cytochrome P450. Gene Ontology annotation, molecular function: heme binding; monooxygenase activity; oxidoreductase activity, acting on paired donors, with incorporation or reduction of molecular oxygen. NCBI's taxonomy places the organism in Eukaryota, Fungi, Ascomycota, Sordariomycetes, Xylariales, Hypoxylaceae. The transcript is spliced from 3 exons. Bases 310 to 1908 code for a protein of 532 amino acids. The record is from RefSeq and is a predicted model, not a curated record.
AUUUCCAAGACGCAAACAGUGCUUGUUAUUAUGUCCGGGGUGGCGGACAAGCAUGCCAAGCCCCACAACCUGCCAGUGAGGUCACAUUGCUGCUGCAUGAGUGCAGAUACCAAGGGGUCGUGGAGGGGCACCAAGGGAACCCUACGCUGACGGCUGGAAAGCAUAGGUUUGAUAUGGAAUACCAGGCAGAGGCAGCCUUGCUGCUACAUAUAAGUGCCAAUUACCUGGAUAUGCCUUGUCCCCUUUCUCCCUGAAUAUGCUUUUGUCUCAUCUAGAGCUGCGCAGUCUGUUCACAGUUUUUUGCUGAACAUGGACAGUAUCCGGGUACUCGUUUUAUAUCUGGCAGUGCCAAGCCUGCUGUUUUCCGUCCUGCGCCAAAUAAUCUCCUGGAGGAAGAAAGGCGACGGCCUGACCAAACCUAUACCUGGACCUCAGCAGUUCCCUAUUGUCGGAAGAGUUCAUGACUUGGAUAGAUUUUGUAUGUGGAAGAAGUUCAAAGAAUGGGCCGAUAUCUAUGGACCUAUUUACCGGACGAGCAUGCUGGGGCAGCAGUUUAUCAUAAUAUCAGAUGUGAAGAUAGCCGAGGAGCUUCUCGUCAAGAGAGGUCACAUAUACUCUGGGCGCCCUCAGAUAAGGGCGCUCUUUGACCACAAGACGGGGCCUGGCUAUGUCGCAUUGAUGGAUCGACACGAGAUAUGGACACGCCAACGUAAAUGGGUACACGCCGCGAUGGCCGAGUUCCAUCGGCAUCAUUUCUUCGGUGUCAUCGAAAACGAGGUCAAGCGAUACCUGGCGGUACUCUUACUCGACCCCGCGAAGUUCCACGCCAACACGCGCGAGCACUGCGGGCGUAUCAUGAGUCGACUGGCAUGGGACGAUGCUUCAAUUGGCAAGGAGAACGGCGACAGCGCUGACUGCACUCUGACCCAGAUGUCAGUAUCAGGACCCAUCGUCAACACCAUGACUCCGCUAUGGGUAAUUCCAUGGAAUUGGAACCCCUGGAAGAAAUACGAAAGAGCGCGGGAAGACAAGCAAAGAGCGUGGUGGCUCGAGAGUUUCCAAGUCGCGAAAAACAGGUUCCUUCGAGGAGAGUUGCCGACAGACACGUGGUCGAACCGGUACUUCACAGGCUUGCAGAAACAGGGCAACUUAGACCUAGAGCAGAACCCGCAGGAAGAAGAAUUCGCUAGUUGCAUGUUGGGAUUCCAGAAUCUUGUUGGCGUCGUAACUAUGAGCGGUCCUAUGUUAUUCUUCUUGAUGGCGAUGUUACUCCACCCCGAGUGGCAGAAGAAAGCGCAAGAGGAAAUCGACAGGGUCUGUGGUGAUCGUGUGCCGAGUUCGAGCGAUAGUGCCGACUUACCUGUCGUUCGAGCGUGCCUAAAAGAGGCAGUUAGAUGGAGAUCAGGUGUUCCUCUUGGAGUUCCCCACCAAGCUGAAAAGGACGACGAGUUUCGCGGUGAAAAGAUCUCGAAAGGCACCAUUAUAUUAGCGUGCGAGUGGAGCAUGAACCGUGUCCCGGAGCAGUACCCCGACCCCGAGAACUUCCACCCCGAACGCUAUCUAGAAAAGGGGUGGCCGACCUACCAGGAGCCGCUCUCUCAGUAUCCCAACUUCCGGGAAGGGGUGGGAAUGCACACUUUUGGCUGGGGCCGCCGAACCUGUCUGGGCCAGCAUAUCGUGGAUGAUGAAAUGCUCGUGUCCAUGGCGGCCGUGCUGUGGGGUUUCAACCUCAACAGGAAGAUAUCCCCGAAGACGGGUGAGGUAAUCGACUUCGAUAGCGAAGCGACGAAUGCCCAUGUCAUCUUAGAGCCGUUGCCUUACCCCUGCGAAUUUCAGCCUCGCAGCGCCCAGAAAGUCGAACAGAUCUUGUCGGGCUAUGUGGGAGCUAGGGAUACCCUGCGGGUCUAAAUGAAGAGUGAUUGAUAUCUACCUCUUGAUAUAAUUUCGUUUGCUCGGCUCGGGGGCGUAUUGUGAGGACACGGUGGUUGGUAAAUACAGCGGUGGUAGAUAAUUAGGAUAAUGUGCAAUACCUAGUAGACUGAGCAAGUUUGUUCCUAAUACGUAGAAUCACUCUGUCCGA